UUUCCUGAGUCAUUCUCCUUCGGUUCAAAUCCAAAAGGAGAUAUUUCUCAUCCGUGCUUGUUUUUUAUACUAAUCGUAAUCUAUGAAAUCAUUAUGGAGUGUUCCGUGUCAAAUCUAGACGUGUGUAAUUUGGCGUACACCGGGCAACUGGAGGAGUUGAAACGAUGUCUCCAGUCAGACAGCACUCUUGCGUUCAAAAGGGACCAGGACCACAGGACUGCUCUCCACUGGGCUUGUUCAGCUGGCCACACCACGGUUGCUGACUUUCUUCUGGCUCUCGGAGUCGAUGUGAAUCUGCAGGAUGAUGCUCUGUGGACCCCACUGCACAUCGCAGCAUCAGCCGGCAGAGACGACAUAGUCCGGGCUCUCAUAUCCAAAGGGGCUCAGCUGAACUCAAUAAACCAGAACGGCUGCACCCCUCUCCAUUAUGCUGCGUCCAAGAAUAGAUAUGAGAUCGCCUUGAUGCUGCUUGAAAAUGGUGCCGACCCGAAUGCCACGGACAAACUGGCUUCCACUCCGCUUCACAGGGCAUGUGCCAAAGGCAACUACCGCCUCAUCCAACUGCUCCUGAAGCAGAGCGCCUCCACCAACAUCCAGGACUCACAAGGCAACACUCCAUUACACCUGGCGUGUGACGAGGAGCGCGUUGAAGCGGCCAAGUUGCUGGUGGAACACGGCGCGAGUAUCUACAUCGACAACAAAGAAAAGAAGACCCCCGUCCAGAUCGCAAAAGGGGGUCUUGGGGUUAUACUUCAGCGGAUGGUGGAAGGUUGAAGCUUUUCACAGACUUUCUUGUUCGGUCCACGUUUGCAACUUUGCCAAGUUGGAUCUUCAGACUGGUAAAACAUGUUGAUGCUCAGAGAGCGACGUGGUGCUGCGGAGUGUGAGCUUUGUUUUCAGUAGUUUUCAAAGGGAUCUCAGAGGCGGACAAACUAAAAGGGCCCUCCUGGAAUUUACAUUAUGAGCUUUGACUGUUGCAGUGCACUAUGGGCGUGUUUUUGCUAGUCCCCAAAAAACAAUACAGUUUUGUCACGGACGUGUGUAACUAUAGAGCCUUUGACAUGCCUGAGUGCUACCCUUGGUGCAUUCCAUUUUGUAUGUGAUCUGAAAGUAUGGAUGAAUUACAGAAGUCACCCCUAAAACAAACCACAUGAAAAGGGUGACUAUUGGGUCUGAACAUCCUGAGCACAAAGUUCCAUGGAAUAUGAUGUUAAGCUCGGCUGGGGAGUGUCCAAAUUAUUACAUAAUCAACAGUUGUCAUGCACAUUAAUCAUGUUUAUUGCCUCCAUUAAGCAAACAAUAUUGGAGUGUGCAUUCACAUUAGGUGUUCCAACUAGCUUUCAUUGACAAGAAUAAAAGACCCUGAAAACAGUCAUCACCUCACU
Molecule: messenger RNA, 1385 nt
Organism: Synchiropus splendidus (mandarinfish)
Lineage: Eukaryota; Metazoa; Chordata; Actinopteri; Syngnathiformes; Callionymidae
Gene: psmd10
Product: proteasome 26S subunit, non-ATPase 10
Exons: 5
Coding region: 94-774 (226 amino acids)
Molecular function (GO): protein binding
Source: RefSeq, a predicted model, not a curated record